This is a messenger RNA of Ciona intestinalis (vase tunicate), 2044 nucleotides long. NCBI's taxonomy places the organism in Eukaryota, Metazoa, Chordata, Ascidiacea, Phlebobranchia, Cionidae. The record is from RefSeq and is a predicted model, not a curated record.
UAUAUAGAAGUUACUUUUAUCACUUUCAAAAGAGGUAAACGUUACCAUAGUGACGUUACUUUGAUAAUAUUUCGUCCCCAAACACACAUUUUAUAAGGUUCGUUUUUUUACAAGAUGUUCGACGCUGAUUGGUCCAUCGAACUUCUUAGUUUAGACCAAAUGUAAAUACGGAAAUGACGUGUUUUGUAUAUUACUGUUUGUUCUUAUUUCUUAACAGGGAGCGAUAUUUGGCUCCUUAAAGCUGAUUGGACUCUUUUAGGGACUUCUAGUAGUCUCAAGUCAGAAGCUGCUCACGUAGAGGAAAAUGUGUUUCUUUCUUUUUACUAUAACUUCGUUUUUCCCCGGGGAGAAGUAGGAGGAGUCUGGAGGAAAGAUGAGAGCAGCGUGAAGGUCGUAGCUUUGUCAUUCGUUGUUAGUCUCGCUGGUGGAAGGAGUGUUCAGUAAGCACUGCUAUGUUCGCAAUUAGUCAUUAGAGCGCUAAUAAGAAAGCUGGAAUACAUAGUGUGAUCUAAAGAUUGGAUGGCUGGUUGGGGAAAUUUAGACGCGCGCGAAUCGCGAUGUGAAGUGACGUCACGACGUCAGAAAUUACUUGUUAGAAAUACCAUUCAGCCCUUCAUGAACAAAGAUGUUUGUUCGAUUGUAUGGCUGGUUGUGGGAAUUCAUUAUGAGCGCGAAUCCCGAUCGAGAAGUAACGUCACGACAAGAGAAGCGAUGUCUUUUAUGAAUGAAGAUAGAAGAUCAAAGAUGACAAUUUGCAAAGACAAUGUUUUGGGUUAUCAGGGUUUUAUUUUUGUAAAUGUUCCGGUCAAUGUACGAAGAGAGCGGCUUCAUGUAUUAUGUUACAGAAGAAAGAAUGAAGACGCGAAAGAUAGAAGACCGAAGAUGCCAAAGAGUUCGAAGAUGACCAAAGAUGCCAAAAACGCUAAAGAGCGGGCUCGUGUCUUUCAUGGUCGAGAUGGUGUACGACAUAGCCAAGGUAUGAGAAGCAAGUAUCAGGAAUUAAACCAAUUUAAGAUUCAGUAUUCAUUUCAGCUUGGAAGUAUCGCUUUCCGUCCUUUUUAUUUUGUAGGGGAUUUAGAGGAAACGCUCUCCUAAUGGUGCAUGUGGUUGGGACCCAGCAAAGCGACAGAAAAUCUUCACUUUUCAAUCUAUCUAGAGCGGGGAAAAAAAUCUUCAUACGGAGCGGGGAAAAAAAUCUUCAUACACCUUCAAUACGAAACGAAAUAUACACCAGCUGCAAACGUUCCACAUUGUCAGUGUACAAAUGUAGAUGAAACUCCGUUAAAUGCAUUGCCGAAAUAAGUUACUUCAUUGCUAUAGCACUCUAUAUUCGAUACCUUUGUUGUAAUUAACCAAACUAUUCGCAGAGUUGUAAUUGCAAUUUGAUUUUGUUCUAUGCGUUUGUAUACACCUCUUUAUGUGUCCUAUAAUAUAGUAGGGUGGCGACGUUGGGGCACCUUCAGCACAUAAUAUCCCAAUAUUCUGAUCGUGUUUUUAAAAAUUAACAACGGGUCUAUGGGAGUCAUGCGGAUAAGGUUUUAUAAUUCUUGAAUGUUUUUUGUUUACUACAAAGUAGGACGAAAAAACAGAACGAAAUGGUGUCCCAUCUUCCCUACCCUAUUUAUCUUUACAAUAUUGUUUAGUUAUCCUGCCGUUUCGUUUUAUUUGUUUUUAAUUUUGCUGUCGUAAUCGAGGAGCCAAAUAAAGUUAUGGUUAUUUUGGGGUUAAGAGACCCCGCAGUACGAGGUCUGCCAAUCAGGAUUUCUACAGAGGGUAAACCAUAUCUUUAUAAUCUUCCAUAUGAAAUAUAGAAAAGUUGCAUAUGUUUACAACAUUGUCAUUGUAAUUUUCUGACAAACCCCUUUUAAUAAAAUGUUGUUUUUUUAUUUAAAUUCGCAAAUCCGUUAUAUAUUGGUACAUGUUAUCUAUAUAAUAGAAAUGUAGUUGACAUCAUUCUGACAACCAUUCAUGUGCCGACCCCUAUUUCCAUCCUGGCACAAAUAACCAUGUUUGUUUGUUCCGCAUGGUGCAAUAAAUAAAUUAU